This is a messenger RNA of Cladocopium goreaui, 1209 nucleotides long. The record is from the annotation of a GenBank genome assembly. Lineage: Eukaryota; Dinophyceae; Suessiales; Symbiodiniaceae.
AGCCAGGAACGGAUCUCAAGGCUGCAGGCCGGCAAUGCCAGAUUCCCAAUAUCAGGCACGAAGAAAAAGAAACUACAAAAUGUAACGCAACACCGAGGAGACAGGAAAAGAGAGACUUUGAUGAAGAUUUCCAGAACGCGCCCCUGCUGUUCGAGGGUGGAACGGAGCUUCAUCUUGGACAAUGGGCAGCUGCUGGUUUAUAGAGACCACCACCCCAAUGCCAAGGUCAAGGCAAUGUACGAGCUAAAGGAUGCCACCUGUUUUUACGAAGAUAGAAACUCCGCAUCUUUGCCCAAAUGGAUGGAAGGAUACAGCAAGCGGCUCCGCGUCAUUUGCGGCGAAAGAGAGAAACAGAGAAAGUCGCCGUUGUUCUUGUAUUCGAAAGAUGAUGCCAAGAUCCACCGAUGGAAGCGUGCCUUUACAUUGGCAAAGGUUCUUGUCUCUGAGAACGACCGCAGGGCGCUGAAAGUGUCCAUUGGACGCGCUGUUUCGGGCGCCUUGCAGAAAGCUUGGGACGCUUUGUCCACCUAUUAUGGUGAAUAUUCCAAGACAAAAGCUUUGGUGAAGAAUAUGGCCAUGCGGUUGAUGAAGGUUGAUAUCAGCCGGGGAUGGAUGAAGUUUAAACUGGUCUACAAGAAACGUGAGGAGGUGACGAAGCGGCAGAAGGAGCAGCAGCUCUGGGCGGCACGUUUCAUGUCGGAGAAGUUGACCAAACUCGGGAAGCAGAAGGCCAAAGAGAUCAUGGAUGUCAGGGAAGGCGUGAUCACUCGCAUCCAGCAGAGGUUUCGUUCCUACCGUGAAGACAUGAUCUUCGACCGAACCUACCCUCUCAGCUCCAGCAUGAUGUCCAGGGUGCAGCAAGCCAAGGUGGGCCGGCACCUGGACUUCACCAUGCAGACGGUGUCUGCAGACGAUGUAUGCCACGUGUCGCUCUACCGUGAAGUUGCGGAUGGGCUCAAGUCUCGCAAGGCUUGGGAAACAUGGAAAAAAGACAAAGAAGUGUUGAGAUCAAUGACUCCUGCCUACUCUGCCCUCCAUGAUGGCCAGCUUCCAGUUCAACCGGCGCUGGUCUAUGCCUCGGACAACCUCAGCGCGCUCUUCUUCUCUGAGCGCUCGGCCGUUGAUGCGCCUAGCGCCUUCGACAAAACCGACUGGUCCGGGCGCCCGACAGUGCAACGGUGGUCCAAGAUGUCGACGAGAAGAGAAUGA